Messenger RNA from Trichoderma asperellum CBS 433.97, 432 nucleotides. The record is from RefSeq and is a predicted model, not a curated record. NCBI's taxonomy places the organism in Eukaryota, Fungi, Ascomycota, Sordariomycetes, Hypocreales, Hypocreaceae.
AUGCACGCAAUCGCCUUACAUCUACAACUUUGUGCCUGCCGGGCCCCCCUUAUUGGCGCCGCUACCACGGCAGCCUCUUCCUCAGCAGCAUCAGCACUUGAUCCAUCACCACCAUGGGGUGUGUCGGCAGGCCAGCGCCAGGAGUCUGGUCUAGAGCCAGGAGCUGGAGCUGGAGCCGGGGCCGGGAUCUGGGACGGCCUUGGGCCCUCAGCCGCCCCCAUCGCUGCUGUCUCUGGCUCUGACAGCCACGCCACGCCUUGGAGGCGCCUCUUUGCUGCUAUCGAGACUAGACAGCGCUGUCUGGUCCCCACCGACCACGCAGUUGGCUACUGCUCUGGGCAAGGCGCCGAAGCGCGCUGUCGUCGCACCGCAAUUUGGUACCGGUACCUGGGCCUUGUAGGCGACGGCGGUGCCGCCGCUCGCGUGCGCUGA